AUGAGCCGAAAUCAUAUUGAUUUGAAAAGAUUGGACACACACCUUGCUCGAAUCUGUCCGAGUUCAAGUCCACACCGAUGAUCCUUGAAGCUCCUGAGACCCUCGCCCCCUCAGCAGCCUGUUAGCAUUCAACCUAUCAUCAUUUAAUCUAAUUGGGAGAAGAGAACGAAAACCAUCCACUAUACAGAGUAACAGAUAAAGGAACAGAGCGAGACACUCACGGCAAGGCCCACGGCUCCCAAUCCGAAUACAGCAACUGACGAUCCCUUCUUCGGUUUGGCCACAUUCACCGUCGCGCCGAAACCUUCAAAAUUUUGAUAAAAACAUUUAUGGUAUUAAGAAAAGAUUUAAUUUCCAAAAUUGGAAGAUGAAGAAGAUGGUGUGAACACGUUCCAAGGCUAUGUUUUUUUUUUAAUUAGUGAAGCCAAGCUGAAGAAGAGGAAGGCCGCACCUGUGGAGAUCCCGCAGCUGAGCACGCAGACCGUUUCCAGGGGGGCCAGCGGGUUUAUCUUCGCCAGGCAGCCCACGUGCACCACGGUGUACUCGCUGAAGGUGGAGGUGCCGAGAAAGUGGUAG
Spirodela intermedia is the source of this 576-nucleotide messenger RNA. Lineage: Eukaryota; Viridiplantae; Streptophyta; Magnoliopsida; Alismatales; Araceae. The record is from the annotation of a GenBank genome assembly.